Messenger RNA from Oryza sativa Japonica Group (Japanese rice), 2109 nucleotides. Its product is annotated as monocopper oxidase-like protein SKU5. Gene Ontology annotation, molecular function: oxidoreductase activity; copper ion binding. Gene Ontology annotation, cellular component: plasma membrane. Lineage: Eukaryota; Viridiplantae; Streptophyta; Magnoliopsida; Poales; Poaceae. The record is from RefSeq and is a predicted model, not a curated record.
CUCUUCCAUUCUUUUGCCCUUCACUCCUCUCUCAUCUUUUCACCCUUUUUCCACAUUUUUUUUCACUUCAAAACCCCACACAACUGACACAAGAGAGAGAGAACCAAACCAAAAACCCCUCCUUUUUCUUCCUUCUCCUGCAGCGAGAGAGAGGAUGGCGGCGGCGGCGGCGGUUGCGGCGGUGGUGGUCGCGGCCGUGGUGGCGGCGGCGGCGUCCGCGGCGGCCCCCGCGUCGGCCGGCGAGCCCACGCGCGACGUGCGGUGGGAGGUCGGCUACAUGACGGUGGCGCCGCUCGGCGUCUCGCAGAAGGUGAUCGCGAUAAACAACCAGUUCCCGGGCCCACUCCUGAACGUGACAACCAACUGGAACGUGAGGGUGAACGUCCAAAACAACCUGGAUGAGCCCCUCCUCCUCACCUGGGAUGGCAUCCAGAUGAGGAUGAACUCAUGGCAGGACGGCGUCGCCGGCACCAACUGCCCGAUCCCUCCCGGGUGGAACUGGACCUACCAGUUCCAGCUCAAGGACCAGAUCGGCAGCUUCUUCUACUUCCCUUCGCUUGGUCUCCAGCGAGCCGCCGGCGGGUUCGGCCCGGUCACCGUCAACAACCGCGCCGUCGUGCCGGUCCCCUUCGCCCAGCCCGACGGCGACAUCACCUUGUUCAUCGGUGAUUGGUACACCAAGAGCCACGUCGAAUUGAGGAAAAUGCUAGAUGAUGGUAAGGAUCUCGGGAUACCGGAUGGAAUUCUGAUCAAUGGGAAAGGCCCUUACAGCUAUGACAACACAUUGAUUCCAGAAGGCCUUCAACAUGAAACUGUUGGAGUUGAGCCAGGCAAAACUUAUCGCUUCCGUGUUCACAAUGUCGGCACCUCAACUAGCCUCAACUUCAGAAUCCAGAAUCACAAUAUGCGCCUAGUAGAGGCCGAAGGAACCUACACUUAUCAGCAGAAUUACACCAAUCUUGACAUCCAUGUUGGACAGUCAUACUCUUUCUUGGUGACCAUGGACCAAAAUGCAAGCACUGACUACUACAUUGUGGCGAGCCCAAGGUUCGUCACGAACGAGUCUCGCUGGCACGAUGUCAACGGUGUGGCUGUCCUGCAGUACUCAAACUCCAAAGGAAGAGCUUCUGGUCCCCUUCCUGAUGGUCCAAAUGAUUUCUAUUACAAGUCCUAUUCCAUGGACCAAGCCAGGUCUAUCAAAAUGAAUACAACUGCUGGUGCUGCACGUCCAAAUCCACAGGGAUCAUUCCGCUACGACUCUAUCAACAUCACUCAGACCUUCGUUCUCAAGAACGAGUUACCUUUGCUCAUCAAUGGAAAGCGUCGAAGGACGAUAAACGGGGUCUCAUACUCUCCACCAGAGACUCCACUGAGGCUUGCUGAUCUCCACAACUUGACUGGAGUGUACAAGACUGACUUCCCCACAAUGCCAGGCAAUGCUCCACCAAAAAUGGCUUCAUCCACGCUGAACGCAUCGUACAAGGGCUUCCUCGAGAUCGUCUUUCAGAACAAUGACACUGGUGUUCAGACCUACCAUCUGGAUGGUUACUCAUUCUUUGUUGUUGGGAUGGAUAAUGGUGAUUGGACUCCAGAUUGCAGGAGUAGGUACAACAAAUGGGAUGCCAUCUCUCGCAGCACUACUCAGGUUUUCCCUGGAGGGUGGACUGCGGUUCUAGUCUCGCUCGACAAUGUUGGCAUCUGGAAUCUCCGGUCUGAGAAGCUGGAUAACUGGUACAAUGGGCAGGAGGUCUAUGUGAAAGUGGCUGAUCCACUGGGAUACAACAUCACUGAAAUGAUCAUGCCAGAUAAUGCAUUGUACUGUGGUCUACUGAAAGACUUGCAAAAGCCACAGAUUCACCAGGUAAACAGCAAGUCAUCGGCUCAAGCUGCAGAUCGAUGGGGCGCGCGAGUUCUUGCAAUGGUGUUGCUGAUCAUUGCAGCUGUGGUUUCCAUUUAAAUUUGUUGGAAUCAGAUGAGGAUAUCUUUUAGUUAGGCUCUGUGGGUGAUAGAAAAUCAUAUUGUUCUUUGAGUACAGAACAACUUGAGGAAGCUGUCUGUGCAAAGUGCAAAACUUGGAUUCUAGAAAUGAAAAACCUGUCAAUUUUCCUA